Messenger RNA from Olea europaea var. sylvestris, 966 nucleotides. Its product is annotated as zinc finger protein MAGPIE-like. The record is from RefSeq and is a predicted model, not a curated record. NCBI's taxonomy places the organism in Eukaryota, Viridiplantae, Streptophyta, Magnoliopsida, Lamiales, Oleaceae. The coding region runs from base 262 to 759 and encodes 165 amino acids. The transcript has 4 exons. Gene Ontology annotation, molecular function: DNA-binding transcription factor activity. Gene Ontology annotation, cellular component: nucleus.
AAAAAAAAAAAAAAGAACCAAUAUUCCAUUGUGCACAAAAUAUUAUAUAUUCUAUUCCGACAGAAAGCAGUUAAAAAAACCUGCUAUACACGAGGGGGGAGAGAGAGAGUUCUUGAUUUAUUUUUUUUCACGAAUGGGAGUGAUAAAGGACUAGUCUCACCAGAUUGUCGCAGCAAGAGAGAGAUCCAGUUCUGCAUCUAUCAGCUAGGGCUCUUGAGGUUGACAUCACAGCAAACGAAGACAAGAAAAUUGUCAGAGAAAAUGACGGAGGAAGUAAUUUUAGCUGGUUCUCAAAAUCUAAUAAGUGGAUCUAUUGUUCAUCCUGUAAAGAAGAAGAGAAAUCUUCCAGGCAACCCAGAUCCUGAGUCUGAAGUAAUAGCCUUGUCUCCAAAGACUCUAAUGGCCACCAACAGAUUUUUGUGUGAAAUAUGUGGGAAGGGUUUCCAAAGGGAUCAAAACUUGCAACUCCACAGAAGAGGGCACAACUUGCCAUGGAAGCUGAAGCAAAGAACAAGCAAAGAAGUGAGGAAGCGCGUUUUUGUGUGCCCCGAAAAAACCUGCAUCCACCACCAUCCCUCGAGGGCUCUGGGAGAUCUAACAGGCAUCAAAAAACACUUCUGUCGAAAGCAUGGGGAGAAGAAAUGGAAGUGUGAGAAGUGCUCUAAACGAUAUGCUGUGCAGUCAGAUUGGAAAGCGCAUUCGAAGACUUGUGGCACUAGGGAAUACAAAUGUGACUGUGGGACUAUAUUUUCGAGGUAAUGUAUUUUCCUCAUACUCCUGAAACGAUAUUGUUUAGAUUGUUGAAUUAAUAGCUACGGGAAGACAAAUUAUGAGAGAUUAUUUUGAUUAUCAUAUAGUUAAGUCAAAAAUAAAUAAAUAAAUAAAUAAAUAAUGACUAUUAGAGGUUCUUUUGCAUAUUGUUCAACUCCAGACAUCAUUGUAUUCUGUUUAUAGUAUUUUUGAUAU